AUGAUUUUUUCCUUGAAAGUUUCGAUAUCUCCUGAGUGGGCCGAGAUUCACCGAAACUUUGCAUCACUUAUUAGACUCUCAAACAUUGCAACACCACUUUCGAAGUUUAUUAAUGUUCAAGGUGAUCUGGAUGAAGUUGGUCUCCAUAAUAGUUCUUGCCACUCUCCGGUACACGACCCUGAGUCGCUCAAGCUUUUCGAGUUGCUUGCUCCGGUAAAGAUCGAAUUUCCUCCAGAACCGACUACCGAAGAGCUUUCGAAUUUUCAUGCGUUAGUCACCAAUCUUGAGAUCCAACAGAAGGAUGAAAAAGAAUAUAUUGGCCUGAUUUUCCAGGAAUAUUGCAAACGUAAGAGUAUCAUGCAGAAGCGUGAAAAGGAGUUCGAUGUAUUCAUUGAAGAGAUCGCUGAGUUGCAACGUCGUGAUUUGCCGCCCUCGAUUCGUCAGGGACUUGUGAUGAUAGAACAAGAGGAGACCAGCACUCGUGAUGAGCUCUUAGCAGUAUACGAUCGGUUCCUGAAGUGGAUUGAAGAGGUUCAGCCUCAGUGGUUAGAGGCGGUCAAUCGUCUGGUAGAGGAAAACCGCAUAAAGGAAGAAGCCAAGAAAGCCGCACUAGAAGCCUCAAAAGCACUCUUGGUGCAGGAGCUAACAGCUGGAAAGAAGCUCUCAUCGAUGUCGAACAAUCCGGUGGGUGAGUCAGGCAAUAACGUGGAUUCGUCGUACGUUCCCAAUGUGGCGUUGGAUGACGCCACUCACGAGGAGCCUUCGCCGGCUGAACUGAGACACAAAGCCAUCGAGCUGCUGGAACAACAGGAAGCUGUGAUACGUCAUCGCCGGGAGCAGCAGUUGCUGGAGCUAAAGCUAAAGGAAGAGUCUAUACGCAAGCACAUAAAGGAUAAGGAAAACGAACGUCUUGCCGAAGAGGAGAAAAAGCGGAGGGAGAAUUGGGAACAGCUACACAAGAGUUUGCUUGAGCAGGAGGGUAUUCUUCAGGAGCGCUUACGCGCUCGUGAGGAGGAGAGACGUCAGAAAGAAGAGGAACGUCAUAUGUUGUUAGAGCAUUGCGCCGCUGAGGAGGAAAUUAUCCGCCGUCGUCUGAAGGACCAGGAAGCCAGGCAUAAGGCUGUAGAAGAUGAGAAGAAGCGCCUUGAGGCUCAGAAAAAGAAGGACUUGUACGAGCACAUCCUUGCCGAAGAGGAGCUUCUUCGCCAGCGCAUCCAACAACGCGAAGCUGAAAAGGAAAUAGAAAAGCAACAGCAGGCUGCAGCAGCUGAGGAGGAGCGUCGGAAGAAGGCUGAGAAGCUCGAAGAGGAGAUACGUCUUCGUGAGCAGCACAAUUCACUCGUGAUGGAGCAGGAGGCGUUGCAUCGUUCCAAGGAGGAGCACAACAAGGCUGAAAGACUUAAGCAGGUUGCGCUGUUAAAACAACAGGAAGAGGUGGUCAGGGCACGAUUGCGUACGAAGGAGAUAGUCGAAAUUCAGGCUAAGGAGCAGAAGCUGCAGAGUCAGCCACAACAACCGGUCAUUUAUCCUUCAACAGGUUUUUUUCUGUCGAAUUCCCAGGCGGUUCCAAGCCCCAGUGGGGCCGCUACCGUACCCUACGUACCUGCAACCCAUCCCCUGACGAUGACUUCUGCUGUGUUGCGAGAUGUUGGAGGCGCCCCUGUCGUGUCACCCGGCAUCCAUGUCUCUGCCUAUCAGUUGCCUAGCGUGGCACACGGUGGAGUCGUGAUCCAUCCUAUGCAGGCUUAUCCACCUUUUCAAACUGGCCACACUCCCAAUGGGAUCCAGCCUAUGAUCUCUUCCAAUCCUGCGGUGACUUACCCUAAAGUGAAUUUGUGGAGUAGCACUGGGGUGCCCUACUCUCAGUCAUCGCCGCCCAGUACGACACCUAUGGGAGAAUACGGAUAUCUAGUGCCGCCUCCUGCGCAUCUCAUUACUCCCCAAGAUCAGGGAGGAUCUUGGCAACAGCAAUUUAACGUUUUCGAGCAUCGCUGA
Phytomonas sp. EM1 is the source of this 1995-nucleotide messenger RNA. The record is from the annotation of a GenBank genome assembly. NCBI's taxonomy places the organism in Eukaryota, Euglenozoa, Kinetoplastea, Trypanosomatida, Trypanosomatidae.